Messenger RNA from Lytechinus pictus (painted urchin), 1230 nucleotides. Its product is annotated as serine/threonine-protein phosphatase 2B catalytic subunit beta isoform-like. Gene Ontology annotation, cellular component: cytoplasm; calcineurin complex. NCBI's taxonomy places the organism in Eukaryota, Metazoa, Echinodermata, Echinoidea, Temnopleuroida, Toxopneustidae. Gene Ontology annotation, biological process: calcineurin-mediated signaling. The record is from RefSeq and is a predicted model, not a curated record. The transcript has 9 exons. Bases 58 to 1167 code for a protein of 369 amino acids. Gene Ontology annotation, molecular function: calmodulin-dependent protein phosphatase activity; calmodulin binding.
CUGCAGUGUGUGCUAUAUCUGUGGAGUUUGAAGAUAUUGUGUCCAAAAACGCUGUUCAUGUUACGAGGAAACCACGAGUGCCGGCACCUCACAGAAUACUUCACAUUUAAAACAGAGUGCAAAAUUAAAUACACAGAGAAUGUGUAUAAUGCAUGUAUGAUAGCAUUUGAUUGUCUACCAUUAGCAGCUGUAAUGAACCAACAGUUUCUCUGUGUCCACGGAGGCCUCUCCCCAGAAAUACACUCAUUAGACGACAUCAAGAAUUUGGACAGAUUCAAGGAGCCUCCAGCAUUCGGUCCUAUGUGCGAUCUCCUAUGGUCAGAUCCGUUAGAGGACUUUGGUAGCGAGAAGAGCGCAGAACACUUCAGUCACAAUUCAGUCAGAGGCUGCUCAUACUUUUACAGCUAUCAAGCUUGCUGUGAGUUCUUACAACAGAAUAACCUUCUUUCAAUAAUCCGAGCGCACGAGGCACAGGAUACUGGGUAUCGGAUGUAUAGGAAGAGUCCUACAACAGGUUUCCCCUCCCUUAUUACCAUCUUCUCGGCACCUAACUACCUGGAUGUCUAUAACAAUAAAGCUGCAGUACUGAAGUACGAGAACAAUGUAAUGAAUAUCAGGCAGUUCAACUGUUCCCCUCACCCCUACUGGUUACCUAACUUCAUGGAUGUAUUCACAUGGUCAUUACCGUUCGUCGGUGAAAAGGUAACGGAAAUGCUGGUCUCGAUUCUCAACAUCUGCUCUGACGACGAGCUCCUCUCGGACGGAGACGAUACAUUUGAAGUGGUGGACCUCCCUAAAAAAAAUUCUACCACAGAGACUAAUGCAGAUCCAGGUAAGACGGAGAGCAACGUAACCCCCCCCCCCACCCCCCCCCACCCCCAACACCCCUCUUUGCCAUCUUCAUCCAUCCCCUCAUCUCAUCCGUCCAUCUCUUAUUCUUCCCUCUUUCUUACAUUCCCCUUUCCUGUAUCCCAUUCUUUCCCCCUAUCUUCACUCCUGUCUCUCCUGUUAAGUAUUUGGGCUGAUCGGGCACUUUCUAUUAACGGUUAUAGUCUCUAUUAUUCUUUAAUAUUGGCCUUUCAUUCAUUAAUCUUUCAUCCAUUGUGCCUAUCUAUUCGCCAACUCUUCUCUCUAUACUUCUAUGGGUAUAAGGGCACUUUCCAUUAGAUACAGCUUUAUAUCUCUAAUAUAUAUAUUUCUCUUAAUUCAAAACUUUCAUGGAUUUUUGCU